GAUGCAACCAGCGCCAUAGAUUUACUGGUUCCUCAUUUUAGCGACGGGAAUGUGCUUAGGUGGCCACCUUGUAAGCAUCAGUCUCGACAAGAAUCGUAUGCCGUGCUAACAAGUUUAAAGGCGUUCCGUGCGGCAUUCGACCCAAGGGUUAAAGCGGCAGUCUGCUUCUUUGCAACCGAUAUUCAUACUGCAACAUUGGGGAAGGGAGACGACUCGCUGGAAAAGGUCAAAAAUGGUGCCCUCACAGGUACAGAUAAAGCUGAACUGGUGGUAAGGGUGAUGGAUCAUGUUUCCAGCAUGUUGAAAAUUCUUCAGAUGAUAUUUGGCAAGCAAGACACUCAUGUCCCACGAGCAGGACGUGAUCUCAUAAGGAAAACAUUAGAAGAUGCAGAUGUAACUUGUUCGUUCCUUGAAGUGCAGGCACAGCAUGCAUUCAUUCGGGACGAGUCCAGCAAAGGGAGAUGGGAUGCAGCAUUGACUCGUAAUUUGUUUGGGUUCAUGAUGGAGGUAUUCCAGCGUCGUAUCUCCAUUGACCUUGGUGACGCCGGGGCCCCCUCUAAAAUCGAGCAUGUAUGCCGGGAGCAACUCCAUCUUGUUUCUAACCCCAACUGCAACCUCUCACAAAACACCUCAAAACCCUCUAAAUCCUCCUCUUCUCUCUCAUCUUCUUUUAUCCUCCUCUCCAUGUCCGAAACCGUGACCGCCAACGUCCCCGACUCUGGCUCAACGCUAACGACCAGUACAAAAAUAGGAGCCGGUUCAUCACAAGCUGGUGGUGAUCAGCCACAGUCUCGUUCUGGCAGCCCCAGAUCUGUCCCAGGUGUCGCCAAAGCAUAUACAAGCAUCCUUCAACAGCUUGUUGCAUCUUCACCUACCUCCCCUACGUCGCCCUCCGCACCAUCGAAUCAUACAAUCAUUCGACUACUUAUUUCUCACAACCUUAUGGGAACCAUCAUCGGCCGUAAUGGACUAAAAAUUAAGCACAUCCAAGACUCGUCUGGUGCCCGUAUGGUUGCUCAAAAGGACAUGCUUCCUCAAUCAACCGAGCGCAUUGUCGAAGUCCAAGGUUCCCCGGAAGCGAUCGGUAAAGCAAUCGAAGAGAUUGGGAAAUGUUUACUCGAGGACUGGGAGCGUGGGCUUGGUACCGUACUUUAUCAACCAGGUGCUGGUGGCCCAGAUGCUCUUACAACCAUCCUGGCGGGCGGUAGCUCUCGUCGCAGUUCCUAUGCAAACCCCGGUCUGGCUGCCGCAGUCGCUGAUGCAGGUCGUCGUGUAUCACUUGUCGACUUUAGUCCCGCGAAUGGCCGUUCUACCAACGGAACUAGCGCCUUGGGCUCAGGAGUGGCGUCAUCCCUUCCUUCCUCUGGUCCAUCAGCUCAAGGCAACUCUGCCCCUGCUCCCGCCACGACUGGCCAGCAGAUGCGUACCCAAAGCAUCUCCAUUCCGUCCGACAUGGUCGGGUGCAUCAUCGGUCGUGCAGGUACCAAAAUCACUGAAAUUCGCAGACUGUCUGGGAGCAAGAUCUCCAUCGCAAAAGGGCCCCACGACGAAACGGGUGAACGCAUGUUUACCAUUGUUGGUACACCCGAGUCCAACGAAAAAGCUCUCUACCUGCUCUAUAACCAGUUGGAGAGCGAGAAGGAGAGGAGGGUUGGGCGUGAACUUGCUCAGCAGCAACAAGCCGAAGUCGGCCAAUAA
Acaulospora colombiana is the source of this 1698-nucleotide messenger RNA. The record is from the annotation of a GenBank genome assembly. NCBI's taxonomy places the organism in Eukaryota, Fungi, Glomeromycota, Glomeromycetes, Diversisporales, Acaulosporaceae.